Molecule: messenger RNA, 1482 nt
Organism: Impatiens glandulifera
Lineage: Eukaryota; Viridiplantae; Streptophyta; Magnoliopsida; Ericales; Balsaminaceae
Product: aspartic proteinase A1-like
Exons: 12
Coding region: 1-1482 (493 amino acids)
Biological process (GO): proteolysis; lipid metabolic process
Molecular function (GO): aspartic-type endopeptidase activity
Source: RefSeq, a predicted model, not a curated record
AUGGGAACAAAGUUUAGAGCACCAGUUAUUUUCCUUUUUCUUUCAUGCAUCCUUCUUCAACUGGUGUUUUCUGAAUCCAACGAUGGAUUCGUAAGAAUUGGACUGAAAAAGUUUAAAUUAGAAGAAAACAACAGAAUCCCUGCUCGACUUAACCCGCAAAUACUGGAUUCUCAAAGCAUUGUAAAGCUAACGAAUUUCAUGGACAAGCAGUACUAUGGUGAGAUUUCAAUCGGUACACCGCCACAGAAAUUCAAAGUGCUGUUUGAUACAGGAAGCACUGAUCUGUGGAUACCUUCCUCAAGAAGGUGCUACUUAUCUCGUUGGUGUUUCUAUCCCCGUCGUUCAAGAACAUCUAAAAAGAACAUAUAUGAUGCUCGCCGUUCAAGAACGUAUAAAAAGAACGGAACAUCUACUGAGAUACAAUAUGGUUCAGGUUCAAUUACUGGUCAUUUUAGCCUAGACAAUGUUUUAGUUGGUGGUUUAACAAUCAAGAAUCAGGACUUUAUUGAAGCAACAACACAGUCCGGUUUUGUGUUUGCCAAGUUUGAUGGCAUUCUUGGCCUUGGAUUUCCAGAGCUAUCAGUUGAAGGUGUUGUUCCAGUAUGGUACAACAUGAUGAACCAGGGUCUGAUUCGAAAUCCAGUGUUCUCAUUUUGGCUUAAUAGAAACACAAAAGAAGAAGAAGGAGGUGAACUUGUGUUUGGUGCAAUUGAUUCAAGGCAUUACAUAGGGAACCAUACUUAUGUCCCUGUGACCCACAAGGUUUAUUGGCAGUUUGAUAUGAGUAGUAUUUCAAUCAAUGGUCAAUUAAUAGGUAUUUGCAGAUCUGGUUGCUCUGCAAUUGCGGAUUCUGGAACUUCUUUGUUGUCAGGUCCAACGGCUAUGAUUACCAUGAUAAACCAUGAAAUUGGAGUCACUGGAGUAGUAAGUCAUGAAUGCAGGUCAAUUGUUGAAGAGUAUGGACAUACCAUUCUAAAAAUGCUCCAAGGAGAGGUUAAGAAAAUUUGUUCUCUAAUUGGAUUAUGCCCAAUUAAUGGAACUAAGAAUAUCGAGAAAAGUAAUAAUAGAAGAACAUCAGAUGUUUUUGCUUUCGGUAUGUGCAAUACUUGUGAAAUGAUAGUUGUGUGGAUGGAGAGUCAGCUAGUGAGGCAUCAAACUAAAAAUGAUAUUUUAAACUAUGUUAAUACGCUAUGUGAUUCACUGCCAAGACCAUUUCAAACAUCAGUGGUGAAUUGUUCGCAAAUUUCCUCCAUGCCUACAGUUUCGUUUUUAAUUGGUGGUAGAAAUUUUACUCUCUCGUCCAAGGAGUAUAUAAGCAAAAUUGGAGAAGGUUAUGCGAAAAAAUGCAUAAGUGGCUUUAUUUCCAUAGAUGUUCCUCCUCCUUACGGACCAUUCUGGAUUUUUGGGGACACAUUCAUGAUUCGUUACCACACAGUAUUUGACUAUGGAAGAUCCAGGGUUGGAUUUGCAGAUGCAAGAUAA